AUGAGUUCGCCUACUCCGGGCGCUAAAACGCCUGGAAAAAGGCACCGGCCUCCAAAGCUCCGCGGCGAUGGCCGAGAGCCGCGACAGCUAGUUCGCUGGGAUAAUGACCUGGACAUUCAGCUGCUGUUAACUGUUCAGCAAUCUUGCAAUGCAACGGGCGUUAAGAUCCCAUGGUCGCUGUGUGCCGAGACAAUGGGCACCAAAUUCACCGAAGGCGCUAUCAUUCAGCACCUGUCAAAGCUGCGCACCCGCCGUGAGGCCGAGAACAAGCCUGUGCCCCCUCCACUUCGCCGAUCCAUUCCAGCUGCAGCAAAUGCCACUGGCAAGACAAGCCGCAAGAAGUCAACUUCCAAGAGGGAUAAUGAGCAGGCGCCAAGCUCCGAUGGUGAUCUGACUGACGAUGAGCCUAUUGACUGGACUAGCGAGGAGGAGAACCAGAACCCCAAGCGUCGACGCAAGAGCAAGAAAAACUCUGACCCAGCUUGGAAGCGUUCUCAUCUUCCCCGUAAAGAAAGUCAUCGCUUGAAGGGGCGCGACCGUCGUGUCAGCGCUACUUCACAGAAGCGCAAGGACCAUGAUGUCAGCGACGCCCACGAUGAGGGUUCUGACGAAGAUGCCCUCAUGUGUGUUGGAGCCCCUUUCCUCAACUUUGGUAACAAUUCUGAUGAAGAUCCUGAUUAUGACAGCGGUGAUGAAAGUAUCUCAGUCAGCAACUUCAAUGGUGAAAGCGAGAAUUAUGAGGGAUCCAAGAUUGUCUGCUUGCCUAUCGAUGCCAACGCUCUUUACAACCUUUCAGUUUCCGGUCAUGUUGGAGGGGCUCCCAUGGAAAUGACUCCUGAUCAAUCCACCCCAGGAACGGGCAGCCAGCAGAUCCACUCCUCUCCUUCCAACCUUGGAGGACAUGGAUCCCAGCUUAUGUCUCCAGUUUCCUAUCGCUCCCACGCCGUUUACCUGGGUAAUGGCCCCAAUCCGUUCAACAUCUACUCGAACCCAACUCUUUCUCAAGUCGCCUACCCCACUGAACAGCAGUCCCCUGUAGUUACAGGUGGUUUUGGCCACGGCAAUCCUAAUGGGCCGCCAUUCCAGGCUAUCGCUAGAGGAUCUCGCCCAAUGAGCCCUUAUGAGGAAUCUGUCGCCCCGCAGUUCAUGGGGGCCCCGACUGGGUUUGUCCAGCAGCCAUCCUAUCUUCAUCCUGCCGGAAUGCAUGCCAACGUGAACCCGCCCGUUUUGGGGGGAAACACCGGAAAUGGUGCGGAGAAUUGGAAUCAAUACCUCAAUUGGGAUGAAUCCGCCGAUUCUUCCUCCUAUGCGCCUGCCUCUAUGUUCGCUGAGUACAAUGAAGGGACCGCUGCCGAAGAUGAUAUGAUGGGAUCGAUUGAGAAAACCGACGCGAUAGAUCCCACCUUGCGUGACGACGAUGAUUUCAAUUUCUAUGAAUCAAAGAACAUCUACUAG
Penicillium malachiteum is the source of this 1455-nucleotide messenger RNA. RefSeq lists its product as uncharacterized. The record is from RefSeq and is a predicted model, not a curated record. The coding region runs from base 1 to 1455 and encodes 484 amino acids. NCBI's taxonomy places the organism in Eukaryota, Fungi, Ascomycota, Eurotiomycetes, Eurotiales, Aspergillaceae. The transcript has 2 exons.